UGGGUGUGAACUGACAAUUAGCUCCACCUCUAUUCAGAUAUGAAUCACAAUUUAAAAAGUCUCUUGCUUCAAUGCCAAAAGACACUGAGAAACAAAUCUACAUUGCCUGAAGACUCCUCAUUGGAACUAUGCAAAGAGUUUGAUAAAAUACAGCUAAAGGAAAACUCAUUAAUGCUGUCUAGAUCAACACCAUAUUUAAAUGACAUGCUUCAAGCACUUAUUGAUCUAUUACCAAUUCCAUUAGCCUCAACUGCAAGAACAAGACUUAUGUCAACACUGAAUACGUUUUCUGCAAACAGUUCAUUGAAGGAUUUAUUGGUAGAUGAAUAUGAUAUUAUAUCUGUUCUAGUGUCAAUAUUACCUUCACUUCAGGAUCAACCGCUAAAUACAUGUCUUCAAUUACUUGUCAGUCUCACCCAAGGAAUAUCCUCCUCUAAUUAUAUCUCACUACAUGGAAAAGAAUGUGAACAACUUAUGAAGUAUUGUGUUUCAAAAGUGACUGCUGGAUGCACACAACCAUUGCUGUAUCUUGAAAUUUUGAUUAAUAUUUGCUCUGGCAACAUUUCAGCUCAAGCAUGGCUUAAGAGAUUGCCUGGCUAUGAUUUGUUUCAACAUAGCCUGGUGUCUUUUUUAAGGGACAAAAAUGUGUCUGUAAUAAUAGCAUCACUUCAUUUACUAGCUAUUCUUUCUUUAAAAGAGCAACUUGGGAGCAAGAUUUUUAAACCAGCUAAUAUUGAUCAAACAUUGCAUUUAAUCUUAAGUAUUGUGUGUACAAGUUUUGAUACUAGUACUGUUGGACAGGCUAUUGGUUUAUUACAGUUGUUAUUGUCAUCAUCUCAAGAAUUUCAGAAAUUAUUGGCACAAUAUCCCCAACUCAAUCAAUGCUUAGAUAAAGGAUUCAGGAGACUAUCUGAAGUUAAUGGAGACAUUGCUACUAAGAUUUUAGAUUUAUUCACUUCUUUGAUAACUUCAACACCAGAGCUAUCUCAUUUAGUUUUGAGUAUUUUGCUGAAAGAUGACACUUCUUGUGAUGAUAAAGUACCAAGUCCUUAUUUAAAUUUAAUGGAAUUACUGAAGGAGGAAGAAAUAAGUUUUGCCAAUGCUGUCAGUACUGGAUUUCAUUUCAUUUAUUUGCUGCUAAAGGUACCUCAAGCUCUCAAUAGGAUGGCACAUUUAUCUGCUGAGACCCAUUCUUUGAUCAGCAUAAUUAAGAGACUCUUUUUAAUUGACUGUAUGCACCAAAGCCUGAGUGAAGAGGAGCUAUUUAUAGGCUUGCAAAAGCAACAGAAAGCAAUAGCUGUAUUAUCCAUGCUCGUUAGCUCAGCUUGCACAAGAAAAGCUGUUUUCUCUGUUCUAGAUGUUUCUGUGUUACUAAAGUUUAUAGAAGAUCUAUUGAUGCACAGCGUAUUGAUUGAUGGAGUGCAUCAACACAUACACAAGGAACAAAGCAAUCUUGUAGUUAGUGUCACUGUAGCUUCCAUUUUCAUACUGACAUCUUUUCCUUUUGAAGCUAAUUCUAGUCUACAGACAAGGAUUGUUUCACUGAUGUCUGAUAGUAGACUCCUUUCUGUUUUAUCUCGUGCUUUAUGUGGGAAUAAGAAGGAAGACAUUUUUCUUGCUAUAUCUAUUAUAUGUUCAGCUUAUAACACAGCUUUGCAACUAGAAAAUUUUAGUGAGGUACAUGCUUCUUCUAAUACUUUUAAUGAACAGUGCUUUGAACAAUUGCUGCCUUCUAAAGCACCUAGUUCAUUAACAUCAGUAAGAAGUCACAAGGCUUGUGAUUCUAAACAAUUAGAUCAAUUAAUUGAAAAAUUCAGAUCAUGUGUUGAGAUUCAGGAUAUUCGUGCUUCUGAAAUAAUGGGUAUAUAUGAGCACAAACUACAAACUAUGAUGUCCAAGGAAGGUCAUCUUCAAGAUCUAAUUGAUGCCAAAUCACAAGCAAUACUGCAAGGUGAUCGUUUGUUGAAACAAUAUAGGACAAAAAUGGAUCACAUUGAUUCUGAGUGUCAUAAGCUUAGGAAGUUACUGCAGGAGACGGAACAGGAUAAUGAAACUCUUAAGGAUAAGAUUUUAGCUUUAGAGAAGGAGCAUUUAUCAAAAAUCGAAAAUUUUGAAAGGGAAAUAGUACAUCUAAAACAAGAGAUUGAUGAACUAAAAGUUGUUUAUUCUAAACAAUCACUAAAACUUGAAGACACAGAGAGCAAAGUAAUGAAGGCAAUGAAAGAAAUAGAAGAACAGCAGUCAAGAAUAACCUCACUUAACGACAUAAAAGUUGACUUAGAGUUACAAAUAGCUACGAAGAAUACUGAAUUAGAUGAUCUUCUUUGUCAAAUUAAUACUUGUCAGUCAUGUCUGAAGUCACUGCAGAUUGAACAUGAAAACCUCAGAAGCCAUGCAAAUGAUCAGAUGAUGAAACUGAAUGAUUUAGAGAAAUCCAAUGCUACUUUGGAAGGAAAUAUUAAUGAGCUCUCUCAACAACUAACAUUAGCUCAUAAUGAAAUUGAUAUGUUAACUCAACAGAAAAACAUUAUUGAAAGUCAUAACACUCAAUUGCAAAGUGAAGUCACAAAAUUAAAGGAAAAGGAAACUGAGUUGGAACAUAAAAUUGCUCAGCUAAGUGGAGAAGUUGAUCUCUUUUCUGCUGUUAAAACUCUGAUAAACAGGGGCCAAGUCUCAAAUAGCACAUAGAUCUAAUUUGACUUUUAAAAUAAUGAUUAAGAGAUUAUUGUCCUGCAUGUCUCCAGUCACAAAACGCAAACAAUUUGUAUUUAUAAAAAUAACAGUGAGUAUUACAAUUAAAUCUAAA
Messenger RNA from Amphimedon queenslandica, 2806 nucleotides. RefSeq names its product protein CIP2A-like. NCBI's taxonomy places the organism in Eukaryota, Metazoa, Porifera, Demospongiae, Haplosclerida, Niphatidae. The record is from RefSeq and is a predicted model, not a curated record. The coding region runs from base 40 to 2688 and encodes 882 amino acids. The transcript is spliced from 23 exons.